Messenger RNA from Oncorhynchus keta (chum salmon), 1468 nucleotides. RefSeq lists its product as uncharacterized. Lineage: Eukaryota; Metazoa; Chordata; Actinopteri; Salmoniformes; Salmonidae. The record is from RefSeq and is a predicted model, not a curated record. The transcript is spliced from 2 exons. Bases 41 to 817 code for a protein of 258 amino acids.
UUCAGGUCUGGAAGGCUGUACAUCCGGCUGGCCCAGGCCUAUGGGGCUAACAGGCCGUCUAGCUGGGCGCCGAGGGUUGCUAGGCCUCCCUUCAGGUCUGGAUGGCUGUACAUCCGGCUGGCCCAGGCCUGUGGGGCUAACAGGCCGUCUAGCUGGGCGCCGAGGGUUGCUUGGCCUCCCUUCAGGUCUGGAAGGCUGUACAUCCGGCUGGCCCAGGCCUGUGGGGCUAACAGGCCGUCUAGCUGGGCGCCGAGGGUUGCUAGGCCUCCCUUCAGGUCUGGAAGGCUGUACAUCCGGCUGGCCCAGGCCUAUGGGGCUAACAGGCCGUCUAGCUGGGCGCCGAGGGUUGCUAGGCCUCACAACAGGUCUAGUGAUGCUGACAGGGAUUCUAGGUGUCAUCAUCUCAUUCUGGUACAGGCUCUCUGAGCUGUUGGGCCGGGAAUCAGGUAGAAGCUUGUAUUUCUUCAGAACCUCAGUGAAGGAAAGGUCCUUGUUGCGCCUGCGUCUGUUGGUUUUGGCAGGUAGCUGGGAGCUGCUGCUGUUAAACCAACCGGGAGACUCACGACAUCCAUCCUGGACAGGAACCAGGGACUGGGGGUCUCUCCUCUCUCUGUGGGCAGCUGUGGGCCUCUUGGGCCUGAUUUCGUCAGGAGGGGGAGCACGAGGUACAACAUGCAGGGAGGGGAACGCUGAGGGCCUGAAAGAGGAGGCCAUCACUGGGGCCUGGCUGACCUCUUCUCUCUCCAGCAGCACUCUGUUAGAAGGACAGAGCAGCGGAACACCGAUGGACCUUGGUCCUCCAGACCCAUUCAGCUGACAGUGGGGUGAAGACAGGAGCGCAGUUCAGCUGACACGAAGGCGCGGACUGGGGGAAUCCGACAUGGAGACCUGACGCCACUUUUACGCGCACUUUCGGAUUGGUCUACUUUAAAAUGAACAUAAAUAUUAACGGAACAUACUGGAGGUUGGGCUAAGUGUUCAAGUGUUGGUUUUACACAUGUUGAUAUAGAGAAAUACAGUCUAAUAGUGGAUCGGCCUUCUGCAGUGUUGGUGGGGUAAAUAAAACUGCUGAUGUGCUUUGGCCUCUAUUCUUUUUGCAUGUUAUUAUUUUUUAAAUAUUUCGGGAAUUCCUUCUCAUUUAUUAACCAAUUACAAAUUCAAUAAUUCGUGUAUUUAUUUAGCUUAUCUUGUGUACAUGUAAUACCCUAUGGCCUGAACAUAGAAAUAAGAAUGAAUAGAACAGACAUGGAAGCUCUAACCCUGGCAAAUGACUGGUAUUUAUAUUUAUUUAGGAUCCCCGUUAAUUUCUGCCAAGGCAGCAGCUACUCUUCCUGGGGUCCAGCAACAUUAAGGCAUUUACGGUGCAUUCGGGAACGUAUUCAGACUCCUUGACUUUUUCCACAUUUUGUUACUUUACAGCCUUAUUCCAAAAUGGAUGAAAAAUGUUUUAGCAAAACAAGAUAAGCUA